Molecule: messenger RNA, 1059 nt
Organism: Helianthus annuus (common sunflower)
Lineage: Eukaryota; Viridiplantae; Streptophyta; Magnoliopsida; Asterales; Asteraceae
Exons: 7
Coding region: 1-1059 (352 amino acids)
Source: RefSeq, a predicted model, not a curated record
AUGGGACAAAUGAGCAUGCUGACCCCGCGCGGUUGGAUAUGUAUAUUGUUUCUUGCAGGUCAAUAUACUGUUCAGAGUGAUAAGUUUGGAAGUCGUCUAUUUCUCAACCAAGAAAUUGAUGAGAUUAAUGAACUUCGCAAGAGUCUUUUAGUGAAACAAUUUGAAGCUGGUGCUUCUUCUUCUCAAACCAUUCUUUCAUCUCAGAGUGUGUUUCCAGUCCAUCAAGAAUUUCUAAUUGAGACUCCUAAGAGACAUGUUGAUGAAAUUAUUGAGAUUGAUACUGGAAUGUCAUGUGUGGUAGUUGCAACGAUUAAAAUUGUUCAACAACACUAUGGAUGGUUUUAUCCGGCAUGUCGAGACUGUAACAAGAAGGUGUUGACCAAAAUUGAGUACUUACAAUAUGCUAAAACCAUUUCUGAUGAGGUCAUGAAUCUGUCACCUGCUUCAUUGGUUUGUCCGAAAUGCGAUAAAGAAUGCACAUCGAUAACCAUAAAGUUCAAAGUACAUCUGAGAGUGCAAGAUGAAACUGGCAGCGUUUCUUUUGGGAUGUUUGAUAAAGAUGUAAUGAAGCUUAUUGGUUCAACUACGAAUGAUAUAAGGGAACGCCAAGUGAAGCUUGAUGAUACUGAAACUUUUCCCCAUGAAAUAUCACGGUUGGUUGAAAAGAAGUUGGCGUUUAAAAUUGAAAUUUCUGAUUACAACCUUAACCAUGACUACCACGUCUACAUUAUCCAAAAAGUAUGUGAUGAUCCGGACAUAAUUGCUAAAUUGGUUGGUGGUGAUGGAAAUGCUCUUGAGGUUGCUGAUGAGGUGUUUAGUCAAGAAGGUUCAGAAAUUAAAGUUGUUCAAUUAUCUGAAUCCUCACAGAUGGCCGGUGCUGAUAUUUCAAAGGAUGUUGUAUCUGUUAUGGCCGACUCUUCCGUUGUCGAAGCUGAGAAGGAUUCGGCCACCAGUCCUAAUGGUAAACGUUCGUUGCAGGAUGUGGAAGGUCAAAAUGUUGGGGAACUCUCUUCUAACAACAAAAGGAGCCGGAGGAAGCCAUCUAGGCUUAACACUUAG